UUAGGGAAAUAAAUAAAACGGUGAAGAUGAAGAACCCUCAAUUUUCUUCGAGUCUUUUCUUAUUGAUUUUUUUGUUAUUCUCACAAAUUUCCUUCAACACGUUCACUACGCGAACAAUACAGUUCUUCUCUCUCUCUCUCUCUCUCUCUCUCUAUCUAUCUCUCUCUUUGAUUGAUUUUCUCGCAGCUUUACGUCUCCACCACGGUCUCUGAUUUCCAUUUCUUGUUCAUUCUCUCUUUCUCUCUUUGAUCCGGAGAGGAGAAAGAUUGGUGGAAUUUUUCAUUACAACAUAUUCUAUCCGGAUCGAACAAUUUUCAGGUGUAUUCGGGGUAAUAUGGCUGAGGAAAAAGCUGCUGGAGAAGGUGAGAAGAAGGAUGCUGUUGCGGAUGUUGGCGGGAAGAAGAAAUCCCGGGGGAUUUUCUCGCGGCUUUGGAAUAGUAUCUUCCGUGUACGCGGUGAUGAUUUUGAGAAGAGGCUUCAGCAUAUUUCUAAGGAAGAAGCAGCUGUUCUUGCUAGGUUGAAGCGUAGAUCCCUAACCUGGCGACGAAUGGCUAGAAAUCUUAUUAUAUUCUCUGUCGUUUUUGAGAUUGUUGCAGUUUGUUAUGCUAUCAUAACUACAAGAACUGUAGAUUUGAACUGGAAGAUGAGAGCUUUCAGAGUUUUACCCAUGUUUCUUUUGCCUGCAUUAUCGACUCUGGCUUAUACGACAUUUCUUAGCUUCACAAGAAUGUGUGAUAGGAAGGACCAAAAAACCCUUGAAAGGCUGCGAGCUGAGAGGCAAGCUAAAAUUGAUGAACUUAAGGAGAAAACAAAUUAUUACAUUACCCAGCAGCUCAUCCAGAGAUAUGAUCCCGACCCUGCUGCAAAGGCGGCUGCUGCAACUGUAUUGGCUUCCAAGAUGGGAGCAGAUUCUGGCUUAAAGGUUCGUUUGGGCGAUGAGUCCAACCCUAAUGUUCCAUCAGGGAAGAGCAAUGAUGUUGAACUUGUGCAAGCCGGUGGUGGGCUUCGAAACAGAAAACAAGGUCACACCCGUUCCAGCAGUACAGGUAGUGCUUCAUUGCAUCAUAUUGAUGAAGAUGCAUGUCGUCCUGCAGUAUCCGAUGCUCCUAAUGCUUCUGAGCAUAAUCAGUUGGUUGUCGGUCAUUACAAUCCCCAAGGACCCGCUGUAAAUGAUGGAGGAUGGCUAGCUCGAAUUGCUGCACUGCUCGUUGGAGAAGAUCCAACACAAUCUUAUGCACUCAUCUGUGGCAACUGCCAUAUGCACAAUGGUGAGUCAAUCCUACUCUACCCUUUACACCACACUCUUUUCUUCAAUACACAAGCAGAAGGAGUCUGUAUCUCUUUAUGCAUCUAUAAACGUGAAAAUACAUGCACUUCCGUUUUCGAGUCGAAUAAAAUCCACAAGGACUACUAUAACUUCAUCUCUUUUUUAUCCUUUGUAGGACUUGUCAAGAAGGAAGAUUUCCCAUUCAUUACCUACUACUGCCCACAUUGUCAUGCCCUAAAUCGGUCCAACCAAUCAGAGGAACAAAUUUCUGGCCAUGGCAGUCCAACUGCUGGUUCUAUAAAACCAAGAAGCACUAGUGACCCGAUAAUACUCACCAGCAACGUCGACGCAGAGACAAUUUCUGAGAUUCAGGAGGCCAUCGAACAAACGGAAUCUGCAAACUUAGUUAGCGAAGAAGAAAAGGUACACACAGCCGAAACGACAUAAUUAUAAUACACCACGGAACUCAAAUUUGAUCAUUGCCUUGGGCUUGGCUUGUUAUAGUAUCUCCCUUGUGUUCAUAUCGUGGGCGUUUAUCGAGCAACAAAUUGUUUUCAUAGUUUUGCUUCUUCUUGCUUGGUCUUGUAAAAGCUGGCACUGUUAAGGUGAGUAACAUUUCCUUCCUUUGUUCAUUUUAUAUUUUUACUUUUUUCCUUUUCUUAGAGAGUUGAUUGAUGUAUACAUAGAUUACAUGGAUUUUGUUGUAAACAUGUAAAACUUUUUGAGCUUUGACUUUUUAAUGGAAGUGUCUAAAAGAUUUUACUUC
Messenger RNA from Cucumis melo (muskmelon), 2033 nucleotides. RefSeq lists its product as uncharacterized. Gene Ontology annotation, cellular component: endoplasmic reticulum tubular network. The coding region runs from base 335 to 1714 and encodes 459 amino acids. The record is from RefSeq and is a predicted model, not a curated record. The transcript has 5 exons. Gene Ontology annotation, biological process: endoplasmic reticulum tubular network organization. NCBI's taxonomy places the organism in Eukaryota, Viridiplantae, Streptophyta, Magnoliopsida, Cucurbitales, Cucurbitaceae.